UUUACCAGCCGUUCCGUCACAUAAUCACUCCCCACACAUUUGGACUGCAAAUUGUUUUUAUACUAUUUCUAGUUAUUUCUAAGUAAAUUGCGAGUGGGAACUGCGAUCGAAAUGCUAGCCCGCGCUAUCCGAGUGCGUCCUAUGAUGCGGAGCAUCGCCUCGUCGUCGGUGUGGACCCGCAACCGUCCCGCCCAGAGUUCCCUGGUGCAAUGCUGCCGGGUUCGGGCGACGCACCUCCAGCGAUUUCAUGGAGCAAACAUGAUGGUCCAACGUUUCUACAGCCGCAAGCGGGACGACUCCGACGAGGAUCUCAUGGACGGUCAUAAUCCCGAGCUAAUGUCCGAUCGGGAAGCCCAGUUGCCGGCCACUGUUGCGGUGCCGGAUGUGUGGCCACAUGUCCCGCUGUUGGCCAUGCGAAAGAAUCCCCUCUUUCCGCGCUUCAUGAAGAUUGUAGAGGUUUCCAAUCCCAUCAUCAUGGAUCUGCUGCGUCGCAAAGUCAAGCUAAACCAACCCUAUGUAGGGGUCUUUCUUAAGAAAUCAGAUGGCGAAGAGGAGCUGAUCCACAAUUUGGAUGAUGUCUACAGUAUGGGUACAUUUGCGCAGAUCCAAGAGCUGCAGGAUCUGGGUGACAAGCUGCGUAUGGUUGUGGUGGCGCACCGUCGUAUUCGGAUAACUGGCCAGGUCGUCGAGGAUGUCCCACCCCCCAAGCCCGUGAAAAUGACAACUUUGCAUUAUCCACUAUUUAAUAUAAAAUUACAAAUCCCAGCUGAAGAUCAAACGACUGAUCGAGCGGAGGAGGCACCAAAAUCAAGAGCCGACCCAUCUCGUAAGCCACGUGGCCGACUACCCAGAAGUCGGGCUGGAAAAUCUCGCGAAUCGGUGGCCGCUGAGGAAAUGGUGCAAAACCAGACCCUGGAGCCGCCUCUCAAAUCUGGCCAAGUUGAGUGUGAGAAUUCGCCCAAACCGCCUACGGAAGGAAAGCAAGUUGAAUCCCAGGCAGGGGCCGAAGGGGAAGCCACACAAUCAGCGCCCAGCGCACCACCUGUACUAAUUGUGGAAGUGGAAAAUAUUAAGCAACCGGCUUACAAACAAACUGAAGAGGUCAAAGCGUUGACUCAGGAAAUAAUUAAGACCCUCCGAGAUAUUAUCACGAUGAACCCCUUGUAUAGGGAGAGUCUUCAGCAGAUGCUGCAUCAAAACCAACGUGUUGUCGACAACCCCAUUUAUCUGUGUGAUUUGGGUGCAUCCCUUUCCGCUGGAGAACCAGCUGAGCUGCAGAAAAUCCUUGAGGAAACAGAUAUCCCAGAACGCCUGCAGUUGGCCCUGACUCUACUCAAAAAGGAACUCGAGCUCUCGAGACUGCAACAAAAAAUUGGUCGCGAAGUAGAGGAAAAAGUUAAGCAGCAGCAUCGUAAAUAUAUACUGCAAGAACAACUGAAAGUUAUCAAAAAAGAACUUGGAAUCGAAAAAGACGACAAGGAUGCCAUAGGCGAAAAGUAUAGAGAAAAACUUAAGGAUAAAAUCGUUCCCGAGAGCAUAAUGACGGUUAUCGACGAGGAGCUGACCAAACUGAACUUCCUUGAAAGCCACAGCUCUGAGUUUAAUGUAACCCGCAAUUACCUCGACUGGCUCACUUCUUUGCCUUGGGGAGUUAUAAGCACCGAAAACCUCUGUCUGGAGAAGGCCACCGAGAUACUGAACAACGAUCACUACGGCAUGGAAGACAUAAAGAAGCGUAUUUUGGAGUUUAUUGCCGUCAGUUCUCUGAAGGGUACUACGCAGGGAAAGAUUUUGUGCUUCCAUGGACCACCUGGUGUGGGCAAGACAAGCAUAGCCAAGUCGAUUGCCCGCGCUUUGAAUCGCGAGUACUUCCGAUUCAGCGUGGGCGGAAUGACAGAUGUGGCCGAAAUCAAGGGACAUCGUCGCACCUAUGUGGGCGCCAUGCCGGGAAAGCUAAUUCAGUGUCUCAAGAAAACCAAGAUUGAGAACCCCCUUGUACUCAUCGAUGAGGUAGACAAGAUCGGCAAAGGUUAUCAGGGAGAUCCCAGCUCGGCAUUGCUUGAGCUUCUUGAUCCCGAGCAGAAUGCUAAUUUCCUGGAUCACUAUCUGGAUGUGCCAGUAGAUCUCUCUCGAGUGCUUUUUAUUUGCACAGCAAAUGUGAUUGACACCAUCCCCGAGCCCUUAAGGGAUCGCAUGGAGUUGAUUGAGAUGUCUGGAUAUGUGGCUGAGGAAAAGAUCGCCAUCGCUCGUCAGUACCUCAUGCCUCAGGCCAUGAAGGACUGCGGAUUGACGGAUAAGCAGAUUAACAUUACCGAGGAUGCCUUAAACAUGCUGAUCCGCAGUUAUUGCCGGGAAUCCGGUGUACGAAAUCUUCAAAAACACAUCGAGAAAGUUAUACGCAAGGUGGCUUUCCGCCUGGUCAAGAAAGAGGGCGAGCACUUCCCGGUGAAUGCUGAUAACCUGACCACAUUCCUGGGCAAGCAGAUCUUCAGUUCAGAUCGCAUGUACGCCACCACCCCUGUGGGCGUGGUCAUGGGUUUGGCGUGGACGGCCAUGGGCGGCUCAUCGCUGUACAUUGAGACCUCCCGGCGCCACAUUCGCCAUGGCGAAAAGGCCGAUUCGGCUGCUGCUGGAGGCACUCUCCACAUCACUGGAAAUUUGGGUGAUGUCAUGAAGGAGUCAGCCCAAAUAGCCUUGACAGUGGCGCGCAACUUCUUAAAUGUAGUGGAACCUAAGAAUUUGUUCCUGGAGCAGGAACACAUCCACCUCCAUGUUCCCGAAGGUGCCACUCCGAAGGAUGGCCCCAGUGCUGGAAUCACUAUCAUCACAGCCUUGGUUUCGUUGGCCACAGGAAAGAAGGUCCGACAAGAUGUGGCUAUGACUGGCGAAGUGUCCCUGAAGGGAAAGGUUCUGACUGUGGGUGGAAUCAAAGAGAAGACCAUUGCUGCCCGUCGUAGUGGUGUCAACUGUCUAAUCCUGCCGGUGGAUAACAAGAAGGACUUCGAGGAGUUACCCACAUACAUUACCGAAGGCCUGGAGGUACACUUUGCUGAGACCUACGAGGAUGUCUACAAGAUAGCCUUUUCCGAUGCCGAAACGACUACCAAUAAUGUAGUUGAGCAGGAGCCGCUGCAGAAGAUUUCCAGCGCGGCCGCUGCCAAGUCGGCGACAUGGCCUUAAUCGUAGCUUAAGCUUGGGGGUGUUCCGGGUGUUCAUAGUUUUUAUUGAUAUCGAUCGUUAUCAGGAUAAUUAGUGUAUUUAGACCAUAGCAUUUGUUAAACCUAAUGCCAAGUAAAUUGAAUGUACUGACGAACUGAA
Molecule: messenger RNA, 3318 nt
Organism: Drosophila biarmipes
Lineage: Eukaryota; Metazoa; Arthropoda; Insecta; Diptera; Drosophilidae
Gene: Lon
Product: lon protease homolog, mitochondrial
Exons: 9
Coding region: 112-3180 (1022 amino acids)
Biological process (GO): protein quality control for misfolded or incompletely synthesized proteins; chaperone-mediated protein complex assembly; protein catabolic process
Cellular component (GO): mitochondrial matrix
Molecular function (GO): serine-type endopeptidase activity; ATP binding; single-stranded DNA binding
Source: RefSeq, a predicted model, not a curated record